This is a messenger RNA of Styela clava, 1578 nucleotides long. RefSeq lists its product as uncharacterized. The record is from RefSeq and is a predicted model, not a curated record. Lineage: Eukaryota; Metazoa; Chordata; Ascidiacea; Stolidobranchia; Styelidae.
UUGAAGUUAUAUAUAGAAAGUUACUGCCUACGGGGUUUCGUGUCAGAUAAAUAUAAAUCGUAGCCUGUGAAACAAGAUGAAUGUGCCGGUAAUUAACUUCGCUAAAUGCGGUCUCGAUGUUGAUGAAUCGGAUUUAAAUGAAACAACAUUACAACAAGUUGGAACUGAACUUUAUCAUGCGUUUUCAUCAUCUGGAUUUGCAUAUCUGGCAGGUGCUGGUAUAUCGAGUGAAAACGUGAAGAAAGUAAUUGAUGUCUCUGGAAGAUUUUUUAGCCUAAGUCGAGAAUAUAAAGAAUCUUUUGCUAAGUCCGAUGUUAAUUUCGGUUAUGACAAAAUAGGUUUGACAAGAGGUAAUCCGAACCGACCUUACGAUCAUCAGGAAGGGUUUCAUGUUUCUGGAAAAGCUUAUGUAGACGAAGAAUUGGAAUGGCCAGAUGUUCCGGGCUUCAAUGAUGUUACCAUGAAAUUCGCCGGAAUAUGUAAACAACUCUCAAUAAGACUACUACGUGCUCUUGGAAAGGGCAUGAAACUAAAGGAUCCUCGCAUAUUGGAAAAAAGCCACAAGUAUUUAAAUAAUGCAGAUAAUCACACAUCAUUGAGAUUGAUUUAUUAUGGAGGAAUUGACCCGACGGAAACAAUUUUGCCAAAUCAGGCAAGAGUUGGAGAACAUUCCGAUUGGGGAACGAUAACGUUGUUAUUUCAAGAUGAUGUCGGAGGUCUUCAGGUCAGGUCAAAAGAGGGCGACUUCAUCGACGUCAAACCAAUAUCGGAUACAAUUGUUGUCAAUGUUGGCGAUAUGUUAAGCAUGUGGAGCGACUACGAUCUCAAGUCUACCGUCCAUCGUGUCAUAAUUCCGAACGCUCCAGAACUCCGAAGUAAAAUCAGAAGAUCAAUAGCUUAUUUUGUGAAUGCCGAUGACGAAACAGUUCUUUCGAAAUUUGAAUAUCAAUCAAUGGAAAAUGAAUCGUCGCACGAAAAAAACGAUAAAGUUGAAGAAACUAUGACUGCACUUGAUUUCAUAAGCCACAGAUAUAAAGUUUUUUUCACUUGAUGAAAAAAAAGAACAGAAGGUUUUGUUAUAUACUAAAAAAACUGUUAUAUCUGUAUACUACGCUGUUUUCUUUUCAGUUAGUAAAUUUGAACAACGAAAACUUUAUAGUAUAUAUAAACAUUUGGUAUAGGUCGAGGAAAUCGAACAGUAAAGGUUUUGUAAUUGUUUUGUAAAAACUAUUGUUGCUUGCAAAUCAAAAUCUAUGCUAAAGUCAACAUUGAAUUGAUUGUGAAUGAUUUAUGACCCUCUGCUUUGAUAAACUUUGUGAUACGUGGCAGAAGUAUGUUGGAUGUAACCAGUAUCGAGCAUCAUAUAUUGAAUAAGGUGAUAUCUUGGAUUGUACACGGUUUUAAACAAGCACAUUCAUAAAUUUCGCCUAUAUAAUUUGUAUAAUUAUUGGUUAUUGCCAACUAUUUUGAUUCUUCAAAUUUUACUUUUUAACUUUGGCAUUUUUGUUUCGUAAGUAUGAUUGUAAUCAUUUUUAUUGUUGACAGAUAUAUGUACGAAUAAAUACUUUCAUGAUAAAA